AUGUCUUGGGACGACGAAGAUUUUGAUAUCCCUAGUAAAGUUCCCGCCCAGAGUUGGGAGGAUGAAGUUGAUGAUGAACCAUUAUUAGAAUCUUGGGAUACAGUAGACACACCCAAAGCGCCCGUCAAGACCUCCACCAAGACUGUUUCAAAAAAGAAGGAGAAUAAGGCUAACCCCACCCAGAAAAAGUUGGAUAUUGACCUUGUUGAUGACAAAACACGUAGGGAACUGUUGAAGCAAGCGGAGUUGGACGCUGAUUUGAACAAUGCUGCAGAUCUCUUUGACGGAUUAGGUGUUGCUGAUGAGCACCCCAGGGCAAGAGCAGCCCGUGCAGCCCUUGAGGCCAACGGUGGUGUUGGAAAAGCAGCUCUCACCAAAGAUACUCCAUUGAGGGAGCAUCCGAUAUUUGAACUAGAGACCAAGCAGGACUAUGUGAACCUCCGUAAGGCACUCUCCACACAACUAACAUCUUACGCUAAAGAUAGCAUGUUGAAUUAUUCUUCAUCUUUAGCAAUUGAUCUUAUAAGAGAUUUGAGUAACCCUCUAUCGUUGGAGAACCUCAGAAAGGUCAUAUCCACUUUGAGCGUAAUGGAGAAAGAGAAAAUCAAGGUUGAGCGCCAGGCACGUUUGGCUAAAAGUGGUGGAACUUCCACAGGAGGUGCAGGAAAAAAGAAGGCCAAAAACGUGCGUGCUAAUGUUGGAGGCUCGUUCAGAAAGGAUGAUAUGGAUACCACUAAUUAUGAUGAUCUUGGUGAUGACGAUUUCAUGUAG
Messenger RNA from Komagataella phaffii GS115, 771 nucleotides. RefSeq names its product Dual function protein. The transcript has a single exon. Lineage: Eukaryota; Fungi; Ascomycota; Pichiomycetes; Pichiales; Pichiaceae. Gene Ontology annotation, molecular function: translation initiation factor activity. The record is from RefSeq and is a predicted model, not a curated record. Gene Ontology annotation, cellular component: cytoplasm; eukaryotic translation initiation factor 3 complex. The coding region runs from base 1 to 771 and encodes 256 amino acids.